Hippoglossus stenolepis (Pacific halibut) is the source of this 1762-nucleotide messenger RNA. RefSeq names its product fructose-1,6-bisphosphatase 1b (gene fbp1b). NCBI's taxonomy places the organism in Eukaryota, Metazoa, Chordata, Actinopteri, Pleuronectiformes, Pleuronectidae. Gene Ontology annotation, biological process: fructose metabolic process; gluconeogenesis; fructose 6-phosphate metabolic process. Bases 590 to 1603 code for a protein of 337 amino acids. Gene Ontology annotation, molecular function: fructose 1,6-bisphosphate 1-phosphatase activity. Gene Ontology annotation, cellular component: cytosol; cytoplasm. The record is from RefSeq and is a predicted model, not a curated record. The transcript has 12 exons.
UUCAUUGUGUUUCAGUUUUUGCUCCCUGUGUUCCUGGAUUGUUUCCUUUUACUUCUUGUUGUUGUUUGAGUUUGUACUUUUACUUUGCGUGUUUGAAUUUAUUUCCACACAUUAUGGGCUUCCUGUUUUGAGUCUGAACAAAAACCCGAGACCUUCACAAUCAGGCAAUGCUAACUUCUUUAGAUUGUUAUAAUGCAAUUUCAAAAUGCUGUCAUCAUCAAGGCUCAUCCUCAUCUGGCUGGCCUCUCGAGGACCCUCAAUAUGAACAAAGCCAAGACGGCUUGACAGAUCAAUUAAAAGUCACAAAGCACCCAGGCCUCAUGCAGCAGGAGAUGGUGGACAACUACAACAUGUUCAGGACUGUGAAACACCACUCCAUGAAGUCCAGGAGCUGUCAACAUGAUGUAUGGAAGCUGCUCCAGGUCAGUCAGGUAUUUGUAGGAUGUUACUGGACCUAACCUGCUCUAAUGCUGCGGUUCCAGUUACAAGCAGCAGGAAGUGCCACCCUCCUUGGAAUUGAGUCUUUUCCUGCACCUCCUUUAUAUCCAGCAGCUUGCAUUAGGUCCCGGUCCCCACGCCUGACAGCAAAAUGUCUGACAAGGGAGUCUUCGAUACCAACGUGCUGACCCUCACCAGGUUUGUUCUGGAGCAGGGCAGGAAGGCACAGGGAACCGGGGAGUUCACCAACCUGCUCAACUCCAUCUGCACGGCCGUCAAAGCCAUCUCCACCGCUGUCAGGAAGGCCGGGAUCGCUAACCUAUAUGGGAUCGCUGGAAGCACCAAUGUGACGGGGGACCAGGUGAAGAAGCUGGACAUCCUGUCCAAUGACCUGGUCAUCAACAUGAUCAAGUCCUCCUUCUCCUCCUGUGUGCUCGUGUCGGAGGAAGAUGAGAAGGCCAUCAUCGUGGACCCAGACAACCGAGGAAAAUACAUUGUGUGCUUCGAUCCACUGGAUGGUUCCUCAAACAUUGACUGUCUUGUUUCUAUUGGAACAAUCUUUGCUAUCUACAAAAAGACCACGGACGAUGAGCCUUGUGAGAAUGAUGCUUUGCAACCUGGAAGAAACAUCGUUGCUGCAGGUUAUGCUCUGUAUGGCAGUGCCACCAUGAUGGUCCUCUCCACUGGACAGGGAGUCAACUGCUUCAUGCUCGACCCCGCAAUCGGUGAGUUCAUCUUGGUGGAUCGAGAUGUGAAGAUCAAGAAAAAGGGAAAGAUCUACAGCUUGAAUGAGGGAUAUGCGCAGCACUUUUAUCCAGAUGUGACCGAGUACCUGCAAAAGAAGAAAUACCCAGAGGAUGGUUCUGCUGCAUAUGGCAGUCGAUAUGUUGGGUCAAUGGUAGCUGAUGUUCAUCGUACUCUGGUUUACGGAGGAAUCUUUUUAUACCCUGCUAAUGUCAAAAGUCCAAAGGGCAAGCUGAGACUUCUGUACGAAUGCAACCCCAUGGCCUUCAUCAUGGAGCAGGCAGGAGGCAUGGCCACCACAGGAUCCAUGAACGUUCUGGACAUCCAGCCCACCAAUAUCCACCAGCGGGUCCCUGUGGUCCUCGGAUCCCCUGAUGAUGUGCAGGAAUAUAUUUCCAUUUACAAGAAGCAUAACAAAUGAGCAGGCAGAGUCUGGAGCUUACAAGAUUCCAUCAGGACAUUUCUUUCUACUCAUUCCCUCGCUGCACUGAUGAAGGAACGUGGAGCCUCAAUGGACCUAUGAACACCUCACACUGUCGUCAAUGCAAACACUUAUUUAAAUAAACACAAAUUAAACGAU